AUCAUCAGGGAUUUUCAUCAAGCACCUUGGUCUUCUCAGCAGAAAACUACUUCAUCUUCAUACCAAAGGUUUCUUCAUUUUGCCUUAGUGAAAAUGGCAAAAUAUGAAGUGAAAGUGUUCACUGGGAGUUGUGUAUAUGCUUCCACCUUUAACGAUGUCUACAUUAAGCUGGUGGGCACAAAAGGAGAGAGCGAACGCUCUUGGCUCAAAGGCCUGUUUUCUUCUGUAAACAUCAUGGGAAGCAAGGUGAACACUCUAGACGUCCACUGCCCUACAUCCCUUGGAGAUUUGAUUCUGGUAGAAAUAGACAAAAGGCCUCUAGGAAUCUUCCCAGAAGACGAUUGGUUCCCUGCUAAGGUAGAAGUGAACUGUCCUGAGGGAAACACCUACUUCUUUCCCAUCUACCACUGGAUUGAUGACAGUGAGGUGCACCGCUUCAGAGCGGGGAAAGGUAUGGACAUUUGCUUCUUCUGCAUUUUCUAUGCUUUUAACUUUCCAAGGAAGACAACAGAACGACGGUUCUUGCAGGUGCUCUGCUUUCAUAGACAGGCUCAGCUGAAGUUGAGCCAACUGGUCUAUUGCCGUGAAAAGUGGACUAGUUUUGAUGACAUCCAGCGGAUAAUGAGCAAUGCAACUGAAAUAUCAGAAUAUGUGCAGAAACACUGGAAGGAGGACACGUUCUUUGGCUACCAGUACCUAAAUGGUGUCAACCCCAUGUUGAUCAGACGCUGCAGAGUCCUGCCUGAUAACUUUCCUGUCCCUGAAGCCUUGGACUUUGGCGAGGGUAGCUUGGCAGAACAAAUGAAGAAAGGCAAUAUAUACCUGUGUGACUACAAGCGUUUGGACGGCGUGAAAGCAAGAAUGAUCAAUGGGGAACAGCAGUACUUGAUGGCUCCCCUCGUCCUCCUCUUCAAAAAACAGGAUGACACGUUGGUGCCCAUCGCUAUUCAGCUGAAGCAGACGCCAGGAGAGGACAAUCCAAUCUUUUAUCCUUCUGAUUCUGAGUACGACUGGUUACUGGCCAAGACUUUUGUGAGAAGUGCCGAUUUCACUGAGCAUGAACUCAACACUCACCUGCUGCGCACUCACCUGCUGGCUGAGGUUUUUGCAGUGUCACUUCUGCGCAACUUGCCAAUGGUGCAUCCACUGUACAAGCUCCUCGUGCCUUACACUCGCUACACCAUGCAUAUCAACCUGCUAGCUCGGAAACUUCUCAUUUCUAAGGAGGGAGUUUUCACAAAGUACGCAGCCUCUGGUUGCAAGGAGACUAAGAAGACGAUCCUGACUAGAUCACUGACCUCAAUGACCUACAGCUCCCUCUGUAUACCAGAUGACAUUGCUGAGCGUGGACUGGAAGACAUUCCAAACUUCUACUACAGGGAUGAUGGACUCCAGCUCUGGGAUAUCAUCUUCAGGUUUGUGAAAGGAGUUCUCAGCUCCUACUACAAGGAUGAUGCUGCGGUCCAGAAAGACUCUGAGCUGCAGAAGUGGAUUGGAGACAUUUUUAAAUAUGGGUUCCUUUCUCAGGCAAGCGCAGGAAUCCCACAUCAAUUUGAUGCAGUGGACGACCUCAUCAAGUUUGUCACCAUGGUGAUGUUUACUUGCUCAUGCCAGCAUGGGGCUGUGAACACUGGACAGUACGACUACGGGGCCUGGAUGCCCAACAAUCCCACCUCCCUGAAACGUCAUCCACCAACCACAAAGGGUACAACCACUGAGGCCACUCUGCUGGAAACACUGCCUGAUGUCAACACCACAGUUCAUGGCAUGGCGGUCAUGUGGCUACUCAGUCAGCAGUCUAGUGACUUUGUCCCACUGGGUCAGUACCCACAACAACGUUUCUUUGAAGAGACUCCCUGCAAACUGAUAACGGAAUUCCAGGGAGAACUUAAGAUAUUAAGUGCAGCCAUUGAGGUCAGAAACCAGAGUCUGGAUGUCAAAUACACAUACUUGGACCCAGCUAAGUUAGAAAAUAGUGUUGCCAUUUGAGUGACUUGCUCAGCAUUUGCUCAAAUUCACCGUCAUGAUUAAAACAGGGGAGAGGGUAAAGAGUGCAUGUGCUAUUUUUAAGUAACAAUAGAGUACAACGAAACUACUACAUUCGUUGAAUAAUAUGGUGACAAAUGAGUGGGCAUUUUAUGAAAACAAUAUUAAUAUUAAGCUUUGAUGCUGCUUCAUUAUUAUUCCGGCAAGCUGUACUCUAAGAGGUGAAGGGCUGCUCUCCACCGUUCAAAGCUCCCAAUCACAUUGUGAAGUCCAUAAUAAUAGUUUAAAACACUUUAACACAGAUCCUAUUGAUCCUGUCCUCAGUCACUAUUCUGACUUAGGAAAAUUGAUAUAUUGAGAAUAUUUUUUCGGGAUCAAAACAAAUGUGUUAUUGAAACAACUAUUGCAGCAUGUGUGAAUUGUAUGUAACAAAGGAGUUAUGCACAGUUGUAUCCUGUGUGUGUGUGGUUUUAAUGCUUUAGGGAUGAAAACAUGGUUGAUCUUCUGUUUUUGUUUUGUUAAUCACAACAAAAGCCUUAAUAAAGAGAAUGCAAAGCAA
Solea senegalensis (Senegalese sole) is the source of this 2545-nucleotide messenger RNA. RefSeq names its product polyunsaturated fatty acid lipoxygenase ALOX15B-like. Gene Ontology annotation, biological process: linoleic acid metabolic process; lipid oxidation. The record is from RefSeq and is a predicted model, not a curated record. Bases 94 to 1989 code for a protein of 631 amino acids. Gene Ontology annotation, molecular function: oxidoreductase activity, acting on single donors with incorporation of molecular oxygen, incorporation of two atoms of oxygen; iron ion binding; protein binding. NCBI's taxonomy places the organism in Eukaryota, Metazoa, Chordata, Actinopteri, Pleuronectiformes, Soleidae. The transcript has 13 exons.